GUGUUCAAUCUUGGGUUGAGAUGUCAUUUUGGCGCCUAAUAUUCUAACUAUAUUGUCCCUGUGCAGCGCGGGAUCUGGUGUUUACGUGUGUGCAUGUUCCAGCUGUGCUCUAAGUAACCUGUUAGUCUUACUUUAGUGUCAGGUGUUGGAAUAACUUGAAGACAGAAUGCAGCGGAGCAUCGCAUCCUUCUUCCAGCCUAAAGGCAAGGAGAGCCAGAAGAAAACCAAGGAGGAGGCUGUGAAGAAAACGGUCAAAAGCCCUCUGAAGGUGCAGAACGGCGUCCAUGAGGCCGAUUCUCCAGUCAAGAAGGUGGCCAAACGCAGCCGUCAGAUCGUGGACAGCGACGAGGACGAGGUCGAGGCGCCGGCAGUGAAAGAACAAGUCGCCACGAAGGGAGAAAAAGACACGGCUGUGAAAACUGAGAAGAAGGACGAUGUGUUCAAGGCUGUUCCCACCCCGCUGUCUCCUCCUCCUGCCCAAGCAACCCCCAAGACCCCUGCCACUCCUGCCACUCCUGCCACCCCUGCCACCCCUGCCUCCUCAGCCUCCCCCGGGACCCCCUGCACCCCAAACUCCAUCUCACCCACUGGGAUCACAAAACGUAAAACAGCGAGGAAGAUGUUCCCCAAGAGGAAGCUUGACGAGAGCCGGAGAGAGAGUCAGAAGGACGAGUCCGAGGUCAAGGAGGAGCAGGGUCAGCAAAACAAGCGUCCCCGUGUGGACAGCGGUGGCGGCAGUGCAGGGAACGCCGAUGAACCCAUGGAGGAGGGAGCAAAGGAAGAAGAAGUUAAAACAGCGGUGACAGAGGCUAACAGCCCAGAUGAGGAGAAGGGGAAGAAGAAGAAGAAAAAAGAGGAAGAAGAGAAGGCCGAGGAGGAGGAGCGGGCCGAGAGACAGAGCUCUGAUGAGGGAGCAAAGAAAGCCGGGGGGGCGGUGAAGAAAAACGAGGCAAAGGAGAAGACAGAUGAUGAGAGCGGGCCCACCGACGUCAAGGAGGAGGUGGUCGAAAAGGACACGCCAGGAGGAGAAGAGAGCCCCAAAAGUCAAACUGCGAAAAAACAGAAAGAGGCAAAAGAGCAGAGAGAUAAGGAGCCGAGCAAAAAAGCUCCCAUCAGCAGUUUCUUUGCUCCGAGAAAAGCGGCGGCAAAGACGGAGAAACCUGAGAAGGAUGAAGGAGAGAAGAAGACGAGUGCAGAGAGGAAGACUUCGACGGAGGAGAGCAAAGAGACAAAAGGUGAGUCAGCCUCAGGACCAACCGACUACGAUCCAUCCAGGUCCAACUACCACCCUGUGGACCACGCCUGUUGGAAGCAGGGCCAGAAAGUACCAUACUUGGCGGUGGCGCGCACCUUCGAGAAGAUUGAGGAGGACUCUGGCAGACUGAGAAACAUUGAGACGCUGUCGAACCUGCUCCGCUCCGUGCUGCUGCUCUCUCCAGAUGACCUGCUGUGCUGUGUGUACCUGUGUCUGAACCAGCUGGGUCCUGCCCACUUGGGGAUGGAGCUUGGUGUUGGAGAGACGGUGCUAAUGAAAGCUGUUGCUCAAGCGACUGGACGACAAUUGGACAAAAUCAAGGCGGAGGCGCAGGAGAGAGGAGAUCUGGGCCUUGUGGCCGAGAGUUCCCGUAGCAACCAGCGCAUGAUGUUCCAACCGGCCAGUCUGACAGCAGGGGGCGUGUUCAGGAAAUUGAAGGAAAUUGCCAGCAUGAGUGGGAACUCGGCCAUGAAUAAGAAAAUCGACAUCAUCAAAGGCCUCUUUGUGGCGUGCCGCUUUUCCGAGGCUCGCUACAUCGUCAGGUCCCUGGCUGGAAAGCUGAGGAUCGGACUGGCUGAGCAGAGCAUCCUCUCAGCUCUAAGCCAGGCUGUGUGCCUGACCCCUCCUGGACAAGAUUUCCCCCCUGCUGUGAUCGACGCUGGGAAAGGGAUGAGCACCGAGAGCAAGCGGGCCUGGAUCGAAGAGAAGAGUCUCAUUCUCAAACAGACUUACUGCGAGAUGCCCAAUUACGACGUCAUUAUCCCCGUUCUUCUGAAAGAGGGCAUAGACGAGCUGCCCAAUCGCUGCAAGCUCACUCCAGGAGUCCCGCUGAGACCCAUGUUGGCUCACCCCACGAAGGGUGUCGGCGAGGUGAUGAAGAAGUUUGACGAGGCGGCGUUCACCUGCGAGUACAAAUACGACGGGGAGCGUGCACAGAUCCACAUCCUGGAGAAUGGCGAGGUGCGAAUAUUCAGCCGCAACCAGGAAGACAACACCACCAAAUACCCCGAUAUCAUCGCUCGCGUCCCCAAGGUGAAGGAGGACUCGGUGGUGUCCUGCGUCCUGGAUGCCGAGGCCGUGGCCUGGGAUCGCGAGAAGAAGCAGAUCCAGCCCUUCCAGGUCCUCACCACGCGGAAGAGAAAGGACGUGGAUGCCUCGGAGAUCAAAGUCCAAGUGUGUGUGUACGCUUUUGACCUCCUCUACCUGAACGGCGAGUCCUUGGUGCGACAGCCAUUGUGUCAGCGUCGGGCUCUGCUGAGAGAAAGCUUCUCGGAGGUGGAGGGAGAGUUUGUGUUCGCCAAAUACAUCGACUCCGACAACACAGAGACCAUCGCAGAGUUCCUGGAGCAGUCAGUCCGAGACUCCUGCGAGGGCCUAAUGGUGAAGACUCUGGAGAAGGACGCCACCUAUGAAAUUGCGAAGCGCUCUCAUAACUGGCUGAAGCUGAAGAAGGACUACCUGGAGGGCGUGGGCGACACCGUGGACCUGUGUGUGAUCGGAGCCUACCUGGGGAAAGGCAAGAGGACGGGUACUUACGGGGGCUUCCUCCUGGCCUGCUACGACGAGGAGAACGAGGAGUUCCAGUCUGUCUGCAAGAUCGGGACAGGCUUCAAGGAUGAAGAUCUGGAGCAGCAUUACAAGUUCUUAAAGGAGCACAUUCUGCCCAAACCCCGCGCCUACUACCGCAUCGACCUGUCAGCGGAGCCCGACGUGUGGCUGGACGCCGUGCAGGUUUGGGAGGUGAAGUGCGCCGACUUGUCGCUGUCGCCCAUCUACAAGGCUGCCAUGGGAUUGGUGGAUCCAGUCAAAGGAAUUUCUCUGAGGUUCCCUCGCUUCCUCCGCAUCAGAGACGACAAGAAGCCCGAGGACGCCACGUCUGCAGCUCAGAUUGCUGAUUUGUACAAGAAGCAGCAGCAGAUCCAGAACCAGGGGGAGAAGGCUGACCCGGAGGACUACUACUGAUCACCUGAGGAGAUUAAUGAUUCGUGAGAAUUACAGAAUAAUUGUAAAUAACUUUUUUUGGGGGUUGUACUGUUGAAUGAAAAUAAAGGCUCUUGCCAGUUUUAGGCAUUUUCUCA
Molecule: messenger RNA, 3333 nt
Organism: Notolabrus celidotus (New Zealand spotty)
Lineage: Eukaryota; Metazoa; Chordata; Actinopteri; Labriformes; Labridae
Gene: lig1
Product: ligase I, DNA, ATP-dependent
Biological process (GO): Okazaki fragment processing involved in mitotic DNA replication; DNA recombination; lagging strand elongation
Cellular component (GO): nucleus; mitochondrion
Molecular function (GO): DNA ligase (ATP) activity; ATP binding; DNA binding
Source: RefSeq, a predicted model, not a curated record